Perognathus longimembris pacificus (Pacific pocket mouse) is the source of this 942-nucleotide messenger RNA. Its product is annotated as olfactory receptor 143-like. Gene Ontology annotation, molecular function: olfactory receptor activity; odorant binding; G protein-coupled receptor activity. Lineage: Eukaryota; Metazoa; Chordata; Mammalia; Rodentia; Heteromyidae. The transcript has a single exon. The record is from RefSeq and is a predicted model, not a curated record. Gene Ontology annotation, cellular component: membrane. Gene Ontology annotation, biological process: G protein-coupled receptor signaling pathway; sensory perception of smell. The coding region runs from base 1 to 942 and encodes 313 amino acids.
AUGAAGCAGAUGGCUAUGGAAAAUGAAUCUUCAGUGAAAGAGUUUAUCCUUGUGGGAUUAACAGACCGAUCUGACCUCCAAAUGCCCCUAUUCUUACUGUUCCUGGUGAACUAUAUAGUCACGGUGGUAGGAAAUUUCUGCUUAAUGAGCCUGAUUUGCCUGAACUUGCAUCUUCACACCCCCAUGUACUUCUUUCUCUUUAAUCUGUCCUGCAUUGAUUUCUGUUAUUCUUUUGUCAUUAGCCCCAAAAUGUUGAUGGGCUUUGUCUCAGAGAGAAACAUCGUCUCUUUCACUGGCUGCAUGAUUCAGCUCUUCUUUUUCUCCUUCUUUGUCCACUCUGAGUGCUACGUGCUGACAGCCAUGGCCUAUGAUCGCUACGCGGCCAUCUGUCAGCCCCUGCAGUACAUGGUCCUCAUGUCUCCCAGGACCUGUUCGCUGCUGAUGUUGGGUUCCUAUUUGAUGGGGUUAGUUGGUGCCGUCAUCCACACAGCAUGUGUGAUCAGGCUCAACUUUUGUGAUUCCAACAUCAUCGAUCACUACAUGUGUGAAAUCUUUCCCCUCCUCCAGCUCUCCUGCAGCAGCACCUAUAUCAGUGAGCUUGUGACUUCUAUUGUUGUAGGGAUAGUUAUCUGUUUUUCUAGCCUCAUUAUCUUAAUUUCCUAUGCUUUGGUUCUCUUUAAUAUUAUUCACAUGUCAUCAGCAAAGGGCUGGUCCAAAGCCAUGAGCACCUGUGGUUCUCACAUAAUCACUGUGGUCAUAUUCUAUGGGUCUGGGCUACUCGCUCAUAUUAAGCCAUCAUCUGUUGGGGCUGUGGGCCAGGGGAAAUUUUUCUCAGUGGUUUACACUCUUUUAGUAUCCAUGUUAAACCCUCUCAUUUAUAGCCUCAGGAACAAGGAUGUCAAAUUUGCUCUGAAGAGAACCCUAAAGAGAAUCACAAACUGA